AUGGUUAAACUAAAAUUGAAAGCUUUAUUGAUUCCUAAGGAAUUUGAACAGAUUGAUGCAUCCAAUAUUGAUCCAAGAAAAUAUGUCAAGUUUUUAUACAUAGUGGAUAGCACAGCAAACCUUGAGAGUUUAGAAGAAAAAUUAGUAACACGAUUCUCUAAAAGAUAUCCAAGAGAACGAAAACUACGGGUUUUGGCAUUUCAAAAUAAAGAUUUAUGUGACUUGGAUCCAGACUUUGCUGUUGAAGAUGUGUUCAGUGAGAGUAAUGAUGAACUUCGAGUUUUGGUAGAUAAUAAAUUUAGAUCAAUUACUUAUACGCCUGAUCCUGCAAUCUCCACUCCAAUCAAUUUUAGUCAAGCUGAGACAAUUCGAGGAGGGGUUUAUAGUGCCGUUGAAAAAUCUGAUGACAAUACAACUCCGAAGAAACCUAAGAAAUCCCCUUUAUCUUCGCCAGUUUCUUUGGCACCACCUCCACCACCACCUGAAACUAAAUCCAAUCGUAAAGUACCCCAAAAGAAAAAUGCAGUAUCUCUGCUGAAACAGAGGAUCACCAGUGGUAUGCUUGAAGCACCUCCUGUCACCCCAAUGAAUAAUUCCGACGAGGUAUAUUUUGACAGACUUGAAAGUCCGAUAAAGAAACCGCAAAAAGCUGAGAAAACCGACUCAUUUAUUGUUUCUAGCUCCCAAGAUGAAAUCUCAAGUAGUGAAGAAUACAAUGAAAGCGAGGAACUGGAUACAGAAACUGUUGAUUAUGAACCCGAAGGGGAAGAGGAAAUACAACCUUCAGAGUUGCUUUCUAUGUUUGAAGAAUUGGAUUCCCAAGAGAACAACGAUUUACCGCUGUCACGGUCUCUGAAUUCCAAACUGUUGUCUAUUAACAAAGAGUUACAGAUUGAUAUGGUUGAAGGUAAUCCUGCCAUGUAUUUGUCAAGAGGUAAAAGAAGGGCAGCAAGGGAGGCGAAUCUAGUGUUUACAGCCUCUAAGAAGGCGGCUAAAGCCCCUUUCUCGACUACCAAACCAGCAUCAACAAGCAAAAUAACCUCUAAACCUGGAAAAGUACAAAAGCCUACAAUAAGCACACACACAAAGAAUACAUUGCCUGUGGUGAAUACUAACGCUCAAAGUAAAUCCGUUUCCACACCAACACAAAAUAUUGGUAUUGAGAAAAAAAUUCCGGUAUCAACUUCAUCUAAACCAAUAAAUAUAGCCGGUGGUAAAUCUGAAACAAAGACUGCCCCAACAAUUCCACAGCUGUCCAAUAAAGCAUCUUCAAAACAGCCAAAUAACCCUUUCGUUUCCAAAUCUACAUUAGAAGAUCUCUAUGAUCGAAUGAAAGUAUUUGGAGAAAAAGUGAAAACAUUGAUGGUCAACAGUGAGGAUGGGAAAAUCAUUGGAUAUGAAAAGAUUCCCAGUGAUUUUGGUGAUGGCAUUAAAGUGGCCUAUGAUAUUUCAAGUGAAGCGAUUGACACCACUUUACGAUUAACGAGGCAAAAGAAUAAUCAAGACACAAGUAUUGUGGAAGCUGGGGAGAUAGUUUUAGACUCUGAAAUAUUACUGUCUAAUUCAGGGCCAUCCUUACAUUUAGUUGAAACGGCACUCCCUACUACUAGUGAAAGAGAAGUUGAGUCAAAAGCUAAUGAUGAUAAAUUGGCCAAUAAUAGUAGUGAUGACAUAGUAAUUAAACCUCCUGUGAAAAAUAAGGUAACAAAUUCAACUAAAGCAGUAUCCAAGGAUUUAGAUAGCGAUAAUGAUUUCCAAGAAAUUCCCUCAACUACAGCAAUUCCCAAUGUAGAUAGCACCAAACCUAUAGCUAAGGAGCUGGAUAGUUAUAAUGAUAAUGAUGACAUCGAUAUUGAUAUCAAAACUACUGGUGCUGUGUUUGUCCCCGUUAAAACCAACACUGAAGCUUCAGCUCCACUUGCAACAAUUGUGGAUAGUAGUGAAGAGGAAAGGGAAAAUAACAAAAUUGGUAUUGAUUCAGUGGGGAUUAGUCGCGAGCUGUUAAAUACAUUAGCUACGAUUAUUAAUAACUCCAAAAAGGGAAAUGGACAUGUUUUACACAAUUCAUCUAAUAGCAAUAAAAACUCACCUGAUAUUGCCCCAUCAACUUUUGCUGGUGAUUAUGGAAAUGAAAUAUCGGGGAAUAAUACACCUAAUAGGUUGAAUUAUAACGAUAAUGAAAUGUAUAUUCCAAAAUCAUUUGCAGCAAACUUCCGAGCAAAUGAACGGAAUCUGCAGAUGCUAGGGUCUUUGCAAAUUAUACAUAAAGAUGAUCCAAUAGACAAAACUCCAACUAAAAAUGAUGAACCUGCCAGUGACCACCAUAUGCUUCAGUAUAUGUAUGUUGGUGAUUCAGGUGUUGAAGACAUGAAUACGGUUGGUAGAGGAAUUGAUGAUAAAUUAAGAAGUUAUAAUAAAUCGAGUGGUCCACUGUCACCUUUUGGUAAAACUGAUACUUCAUCUAGUUUUCUUUUUGCUGGUUCAAAUACGAGUGCCAACACUAGUAUACCUAAGCCAGCAUUUGGAGCGGGUGAUUUAUUUGCUGGUAAAACUAAUAAUGGGAAUGGCACCAAUAAUAAUAAUAAUAAUAAUAAUAAUAAGAAUGUCUAUAGAACUGGAAAUAAUCAUGACAAUAGUUUGGAUUCAAUGGGAGGUACAAAUACAAAUCAUACCACUGGAUCUGUGUGGAAUAAUAGAAACGGCACUGGUGUCACAAGUGGGUCGGUACAUGAGAAAAAUUCUUCAAUUCCCUCAGCCCAACAGCAAGUUAAAAAUAAUAUAAAUCUGACAUCACGGGCAACUUUGCAAAAGCUAUCACUGUUGCAAAAUUUGGUGAAUCAAAAUAAAAGAACUCGACCGGAAUCAGAAUCUGAAGAAUCUGAUGAUGGAGAUGAUGAAGAUGAUGAAGAUCAAGAUGAACCAAAUCGUGUACGUAAAAAAUCCAAAUUAAUAGCAUCGACACCAAUUCCCAAACCAACAAUGACUCCAUUAAGUGGGAAUGGUAAUAAACUGAGAUUUAAUUUAACACCAUGGUCAUCUAAGGCAAAACCGGUAAUUCCUAAACCAAUACCCGCUCCAAAUCCAAAUCCAAAUCCAAAUCCAAAUCCAAAUCCAACCAAUGAUAAUGAUAAUAAUAAUAAUGAUGAUGUCAGGAACGCGAACCCGCUGGGAGGAGUUCAUGUAAUAAAUCAAAUGAAGAAUAAAUUAUUAUCCUCAUUAACUGAUUUGGCUAAUAAAGGAUUACCUGAUGUCAAAGAUACGAAAACUGUUACUAAAAAACCACUAACUAUAUUUGGUGAUUCUAGUGACAGUGAAGGAAAUGAUGAUGAUGAUAGUGAUAGUGAUAGUUCUGAUAGUGAUUGA
Molecule: messenger RNA, 3363 nt
Organism: Candida dubliniensis CD36
Lineage: Eukaryota; Fungi; Ascomycota; Pichiomycetes; Serinales; Debaryomycetaceae
Exons: 1
Coding region: 1-3363 (1120 amino acids)
Biological process (GO): negative regulation of septation initiation signaling; rDNA heterochromatin formation
Cellular component (GO): nucleolus
Molecular function (GO): rDNA binding; phosphatase activator activity
Source: RefSeq, a predicted model, not a curated record